UGGAGAGAGAGAGAGAGAGAGAAUGUGUGUGCGCGCGUGUGGCGUCCGCGCGCGAGCGAGCCUUCGCCCUCAUAAAUUCUUGGCGCUCACGUGGUGCCGACGGAGGAAUGCCGCGCGCGCGUUGCGGGCGCUGGACUAGAAUAUUCUUUUUGAGGGGGGAGAGAGAGAAGGGGGCUCGUCGACGCCAUAAACAUGCUUCUGUACUCACCCGCCCUUUCGCUUAUCGAUUGUAAAAUCAGGGCGGUGAGGCGCUGCUUAUCUCCGAGAGGCUCCCUCAAGGCGUUUUUUCAAUUUCUUUUGCCCUCACAAUGGCGAAGAUGCAUGAGCGUCGUCAUGAGUUGUCAGUGGUAUAUUGCACCUAAGAACACGGGGCGCUCUGUGCAAAUAAAAUGAAAAAUCAGCUGGUGCUCUUUAUAUAUAUCUACAAGGCAAGGCUGCCUGCUGUUACCCGGGAAGAUCAUGAAACGAGGUCGACUUCCCAGCAGCAGUGAGGAUUCUGAUGACAAUGGCAGCUUGUCAACCUGGUCCCAACAUUCUAGGUCUCAGCAUCGGAGAAGUUCAUGCUCUAAGCACGAAGAUCGGAAACCAUCAGAGCUGGCACCCAGCAACCUUUCUUCUGGCCAGGAGAUCAGGGAGCUCAGCUGCUGCCACAGUCCCUGCCAGCAUCAAGUAUUUAGAACAGACCUGAUCACUGCCAUGAAGCUGCCUGAUUCCCACCAGCUGAACCCGGAUGAGUACUAUGUGCUGGCAGACCCUUGGAGACAGGAAUGGGAGAAAGGAGUUCAGGUGCCAGUCAGUCCGGGGACCAUUCCAGAGCCAGUAGCCAGGGUUGUAUCUGAGACAAAAGCAGUCAUAUUUACAAGACCUCGGAAGUACAUCCUUUCUUCGGGUUCUGAGCCCCCUGAGCUUGGCUAUGUCGACAUUCGGACCUUGGCAGAGAGCGUCUGUCGCUAUGACCUUAAUUUCAUGGACGUAGCAUGGUUGGAACUGGCUAAUGAAGAAUUCAAAGAGAUGGGGAUGCCUGAACUGGAUGAAUACACUAUGGAGAGAGUCAUGGAAGAAUUUGAACAGCGAUGCUAUGACAACAUGAAUCAUGCUAUCGAGACCGAGGAAGGGCUUGGAAUUGAGUAUGAUGAGGAUGUUGUCUGUGACGUUUGCCAGUCUCCAGAUGGUGAAGAUGGCAAUGAGAUGGUGUUCUGUGACAAAUGCAAUAUUUGCGUUCAUCAGGCAUGCUAUGGCAUCCUAAAAGUUCCAGAAGGCAGCUGGCUGUGCCGAACCUGUGCUCUUGGUGUUCAGCCCAAGUGUUUGUUGUGCCCCAAGAAAGGCGGAGCCAUGAAGCCAACUCGUAGUGGGACUAAGUGGGUCCAUGUUAGCUGUGCCCUCUGGAUUCCUGAGGUGAGCAUUGGCAGCCCAGAAAAGAUGGAGCCCAUCACAAAGGUCUCCCAUAUUCCCAGCAGCAGAUGGGCCCUGGUGUGCAGUCUUUGUAACGAGAAGGUUGGGGCAUCCAUACAGUGUUCAGUGAAAAACUGCCGCACAGCCUUCCAUGUCACUUGUGCGUUUGACCGUGGCUUGGAGAUGAAGACCAUUCUGGCUGACAAUGAUGAAGUCAAGUUCAAGUCUUAUUGCCCCAAGCACAGCUCCACCAAGAAGUCAGAUGAGGAAAACCUCAGCGAAUUCACCAGCCAGGAAAAUGAGAAUGGGGCACAGGACAGUUCCCCUCCUGCUCACCUAGAACCUUUUGCCAGCAUGGAUCAAAACCAGGAGGAGGCCCACAGGGUCAGUGUUCGCAAGCAGAAGCUUCAACAACUGGAAGAUGAGUUCUAUGCCUUUGUCAACGCCUCGGAAGUGGCCAAGGCCCUGCAGCUUCCCGAAGACUCUGUAGAAUUUAUGUACCAGUACUGGAAGUUGAAGCGGAAAUCAAACUUCAACAAACCUUUGAUCACCCCAAAGAAAGAUGAAGAGGACAAUCUGGCCAAACGGGAGCAGGAUGUUCUGUUCAGGCGGCUACAGCUUUUCACCCACCUCCGGCAGGAUUUGGAGAGGGUACGAAACCUCACAUAUAUGGUGACCCGACGGGAAAAAAUUAAAAGAUCUGUUUGCAAAGUCCAGGAACAGAUAUUCAAUCUCUAUACAAAUCUUGUUGAGCAUGAAAGAGUUUCAGGCACGCCUUCCUCCUCCUCCUCUGUGGAAAAUAUAUUGCUCUUCAACAGUUCACCACUGGGCCCAGAUGCACCUCAGAUAGAGGAUUUGAAAUGGCACUCAGCUUUCUUCAGAAAGCAAAUGGGCAUGUCAUUGAGUCACUCUUUGAAAAAAACACAGAAGAGAGAGCGGAUGAGGAGGAGCUCUGGGCAUGAUGACAAAUCUUUACUCAAGCAGCCCAGCCAAAGGGAAGGCUUUGCAACUCCCAGUAGCUUUUUCAGUUUUGAAAAGACCUUUGCAGAAGCACAAAUUGGAUCAGCACAACAGAAGAAUGGAGUUGCUAUAGCAGACCACAGGAAGAGAAGAGACAAUCAUUCCCAUUGUGAUGUGAUGAAGGUAGGACUGAAGGAGAAACCUUCUAAACACAACCACAAACCCCUGAGAUCCAACGAACUGUCUCAGAGGCAGUUAGAAAACAAAAGGGCUGUGAACCACCCGAGUGGCAGGUCAGCGCCCGGAACCCGGAGGGAUAUAGUGCCUAAAUGCAAUGGAUCUUUUUUCAAAAUAAACUAUAAUCCAACUCCGGUUAAAGUGCCUACGACACCCAGAAGCCCUGUGAAAAACUGGGGAGGAUUUCGAAUUCCAAAGAAAGGAGAAAGACAACAGCAGGGAGAAGGGCAAGAUGAGAUGUGCCGCCAAAACUCUAACUAUCCUUACUCGGGCCUGGGUCGAGUUUCCCCUAAAGAUAGGGCCAAAAGCAACCUAAAGGUGGACAGCGAGAAUGACGGGUACGCCCCUGAUGCUGAGAUGAGCGAUUCAGAAACUGAGAUGGCUGAGAAGAAAUGCAGGCAACAAAGGCUCAGUUCAAAUAGCACUAUUCCUAGGAGGACAGAUAUCAUUAGGAGAAGCAUCCUUGCCUCCUGACUAGAGAGUGAGACACAAUAGCAGCACUGGAGUCGGUGAAGCCCCAGCCUGGAAAAAUUAUCCACUCUGCAUUAUUUAUUGGUGUGACAAGGAGGGGGGGUCCUUACACAUGGCUACAAUAUAAGCCAACAGUGAGCCUGUUUUUUCCGGGCUGUAGAAAUAUGUUUACGUGCACUUGACUAAGAGUUUGUCCUCCACCCGUCAUGUCCGUGAGAUUACAACCUUCUUUAUUUGCAACUUUCCUGAAGAAAUCACCUGAGAAGAUGACCUUGCUAUGCCAAUUGCUCAAUAAGAUGAAUACAAAUUAAAAGAUGAAAUAAAUGGGGGGUAGAUUUGGAUGGGGAAACCGAUUUAGGUGGAUAGCACUGAGGAUUUUCUUCUGUCUGAAAAGCACAAGCUGUUAGUACACAAGGAUAAUUUACAAUGGUGGUUAUAAUCACCCUGCACCGCAUCGUCCACUCUAAAUUGUCACUUUCAUGAUGCUGUGCUAGGACUAAGCCCUGGUAGUCUGCAAUUUUUGUUGUUUUAGAAUUCAGGGUGGUGGUGGGGUUUUUUUGGCAGCUUUAUGAACCCCGGAAGAGUUUUCACAAAAGCCCAUCAAGCAGGUAAGAGGAAUUUACCAUGACUACUAAGAUACCUGAAGGGAUAGAACCAAGCUGACCAAUUGUGAAAACAGUAGCAGCACAGUGCUAUUCUGAAGGAACUCAGACUAAGAGUAUGAAAACUACUCAGCUCCUCAAAUUUGAAGAGUAUGUCUUAAAAGUACUUUUUAUCUUGUUCUGAGAAGGCAGGCAGAUUUGUAGCCUGCUAUAUUCUGCUGGCACUGCCCAUCCGAAAUAUGAUGACAAUUCAAGUGGGAAAGACUCAGUGCGUCUACACUGCAAAUAGUAAAUAGUUUUUGCUGUCAUGGUUCCCAUCCUUCCUUGUCUGCUCCCCACCCCACCCUGAGAAUUGUAACUCUCUGAUGGGCAACAGAUUUUUCAGUAACUCAUUCUCAGCAUCUCAUCACACAAUUCCCAGGUUUUUGGGGAGAAGCCAUGACAGGUAAACAGGCUGAAAUUUGCUAUGAAGAUAUGCCCAUGUUUCUAAAGGCACUAGUCAGCAGCCUUUCCCAAUGUGCACUAAUGGUAUGUGUUGGGAUAUGCAAUUUUCUGACACACAAGGGUUACUUUAAAUAAAAAGAGAAGGAUGUAAUAAAUAUAUAUAUAUAUUUUGAAUACAAUGGAAGGCAAUAAGAUGUGAGUAGCGCUUUACAUUCAAGCCAAUUUAACAACAUGAUUUUAUGAUAAGGAUUAGAUUUGACCAUGGAGGGGCUUGUGUUCGGAUUACAUCAUUUUAAGAAUUGCAAUAACUAAUGAGAGUAAGCCAUCAGCAAUAAGAUGAACAGAUCGUUCAGACUCUUUUUUCCUUUUUUUUGCACCCAUAGAGUGUGUGUCUCUAUCGCGAGUGCAUCUAUAAUACACAUAACGUAGUUUUAGGCUGCAGUAACUUUGGGGACUGAACUUUGAUGUAAAAUCAGACAUAACCUAGUUAUAAGAAAGUUCAAGCAGCUGUAGGUGUUUUUAAAAAAACAAAAAUGGACAGCCCUCCCCCCAGUCCAUCAACAGCGGUAUUUAGCUACUUCACUCACAAGAAGUGGGUUUACAACUAUGAAAGAAAUGUUGAAGCCUUGCAAUUUGACUUGAGUCUUCCAGGGGUUUCAACUGAGAACUGGAUUGCUGCUGUUCCAUCUUGCUAUGCAAGUCACUGAAUGAUCAAAAAACUGCUUGGGGAGGUUGACACAGUACAUGUUCCUUACAUGCAAGCAGCCCUGGCCUUCUCCACUUGGAAAAAUGUAAUGUGUGUACCUGUGAAUCAGAUAUAUUUAGUAGGAGUUUGCAUGAUGUAUUUUGGGAACCAGCCCUCAGAAUUCAUUCCUAUUUGCUUCUGGAACAGAGGUCAUAAUCCUAAAAUAAACUAAAACAAAUAAACCCUUUGAGAUUUAGAAAUUAGUUGUGGGCUCACAUCAUCUCAAUUUACUCUUGGCUCCUCUCAGUUUCUUGUUUGGCACUGCCCAUAUUUACAAUAUUGCUUGUACUAGAAUCAGAAACCACACUUGCAAGUGGGGCUUCCAAAUCUAGUUUGGAGGGCAAAUUUCAGGUGUUAAACAGCAAACUGGUUUGUGCUUAAACAGGCAGCUGAAAGGGGAUCCAUGUGUGGGAGGGAAGGGAAAUGUGCAACUUUGUGGUUUGUACAUGAUUUUACAAACAAAUGUUUGGAGGCGCAUCUGAAGUGAGCCUUAAUGUAAGAGCCCUACACUAGCAGCUGCUGUUUGCACACUGGAGUUUUAGCGCAUGCACAGAACUUCACACAGGUAGGGGCUGUUGCAAGUGCUUAACCAGAGGAAUUCUCCAGAAGUGAAGUAAAUAGAACAAGUCCCUCCUGCACACCUCUAUUCUCAGUGUACUCCAUGCCUAGCUUUGGAUCAGAAUAAGAUUAAGACACUGAGGCCUUGAUUCUUAACGUGAUCAAGAUAGUGACAACAAUUUAGGAUAUUGGAAAUGAAAAAAAUAGUGAUAUGAAAGAUGUAGUUUUAUAAGGCUUUAUUGCUUCUGAUUAAACUACUCAUAUCUUAUAGGUAUGUUGACCAGGUUUGCUGCUUUAAAAGCAGACAUGUUCUUGUUAAAAUAUGGGGAAAGAGGGACGUGAUUAAUUUACUUUUCAAUACAGUAAGUGUUUUGGGUGAGGGUUGAGUGAAAUAUCAGUUAGCCUGCCCUGUAAGGGUGUUGUUCAUCAAGCCAUAGAAGGAAUAAAAUAAAUUUGAUUAUAAGUAAACAUUAUUCAAUGUUAUGACUUAUUUUGAAAGAAAUAUCAUAACAUUUGCACUAUUAGGAAUGAUAGCAUUUGUGCAGAACAAUGCCUUACCUGUUUUGCUCCCCACCAUGUUUAGGUUAAUAAGCUUUCUGAUUUUGAAUAAUGCUGAACCAAAAAUUAAGAAAAACAAAAGAGAAAAAUAAAUUGUGCUUUCCCCCAUAACUGCAGAAAUAUGGGAAAACAUCAGUAUGACUAACUGUACAAGUUCCAUGCUACUCUAAGCACUCAGCAAGAGAAAAAUAAAAUAAAAUAAAGCAGUAAUCCUUACCUACUACUGCAUUCAUUUUGUUAAUAUGGAAACAGCUGUUAUUUCUUGUUAGGUUUCACCUUUUUCCUUAUGCAGAAUGCCCAAGACAUUUCUUGAUUUUGAUUGGUGCACUACAUUGAAAUGUAGGCUUAAUAAACCCUUCAGUAAUGACCUGGAAUGCUAUCUGUUAGGUUUUGGGGAUGGACACACACACUCCCUAAAUGAAUGGAACGUUAUACAUGUCUCAUGUGUACAAAUAUUAUUUAAAAAAACUUUAAAAAACUUUCAUUACUACAUUUGUAAAACCCUGUACAGAGGAUUUUUCACUAUGUGCCUAGCUUUGGUGUCCAUUUUGCUCAAAUUUGAAAACAGGUGCAUGAUGACAAAAAAAGAUAGAAUCAGAAAUAAAGUAUAUGUAGAGAUGACUAUUUUAUAUUACAUGGCCCAAUCCUGUAUUUAUUUUCCUCCCUUUUUGAAGUAUUUAUAAAGACCUAGUUGAAGAUGGCUGUAUUUUUUUGUUAAAAUAUUUAGUAGAAUUGUGCCUUUGUCUGUAUGUGAAUAAAUGCUGUACAUUUUGCAAUACA
Podarcis muralis (Common wall lizard) is the source of this 6747-nucleotide messenger RNA. It is a transcript of the gene JADE1, whose product is annotated as jade family PHD finger 1. The record is from RefSeq and is a predicted model, not a curated record. NCBI's taxonomy places the organism in Eukaryota, Metazoa, Chordata, Lepidosauria, Squamata, Lacertidae. Gene Ontology annotation, biological process: regulation of transcription by RNA polymerase II. Gene Ontology annotation, cellular component: histone acetyltransferase complex.